CUCUUCCGUUUCCUACUUUUGCGUGUGCAGCUCAGCAGCACUACCUCGCUCAUCCUACAAGGCGUGUGGACGAGUCCGAGCCGUCUUGCCUCCGAUCCGAGCCGAUGGACGCGCCUUCGUUCCACAUUUGGUUGGUGAACGAUCGACUGUCAUGCUAAGCACGCCCACAAGAACCUCUCCAUGUAUUCUCCGAGCGGGAAUUGCCUCAAAGCCAUAUGACGUGCCGUGCCACGAAAACACAUCGUAGAGUGCUAUCUCCGCUUGGGCGAUUUUGACGAUGUGAAGACGCCUUCACAUUAUGGUGUAUCGAUCGGUGCGCAGUGGAAAGAUCGACGGUGCCAGUGCCUUCUGUGGCCUUGACAUGAGGUGUAUAAAAGGGACGUCGAGCGACGUACGGGCAGACUCAGCAAUACCGCCCACACCGACUCUUCUCGCAACCCACCCAGAUCAGUCUACAUGUCUCUCCCCACCCGCAAGAUCGGCAACACCGAUGUCUCCGCCAUCGGCUUUGGCGCGAUGAGCAUCGCCGCAUACUAUGCCACCACCAUUGGGGAGGAGGAACGCUUCAAGCUCUUCGAUGCCGCGUACGAGAGCGGUUGCACCAACUGGGACACGGCGGAUGCAUACGGCGACAGCGAAAUCUCCAUCGGCAAAUGGUUCAAGAAGACGGGAAAGCGGAAUGAGAUCUUCCUGGCGACCAAGUUCGGCAUCGUGCCCGACGAACGUCUUGUCUGCGGCGACCCGGAGUACGUCCCGAAGGCGCUUGCCAAGUCCCUCGAACGGCUUGGGGUGGACUAUGUCGACCUCUGGUAUCUCCAUCGCGCGGACCAGACCGUUCCUAUCGAGCUGACCGUACGUGCUAUGGCCGAGCAAGUCAAGGCUGGCAAGGUCAAGUACCUCGGUCUCUCCGAAAUCUCCUCAGCCACCCUGCGCCGUGCACACGCCGUGCAUCCCAUCGCCGCCAUCCAAGUCGAGUACUCCCCCUUCACGCUCGACAUCGAGUACGAGAAGAUUUCCCUCCUGAAGACCGCGCGCGAGCUCGGCGUUGCUGUCGUCGCAUACUCGCCCCUCGGGCGAGGCCUGCUCACCGGCCAGAUCCGGUCCCCGGCUGAUUUGAAAGAGGGCGAUUGGCGACUGGCGACGCCCCGCUUCUCGGCGGAGAACUUCCCCAAGGUCCUCCAGGUCGUCGACAGCGUCCAGGCGAUCGCGAAGAAGUACAACGCGACGGCCGGCCAGGUCACCCUCGCGUGGCUGCUCGCCCAGGGCGACGACAUCAUCCCGAUCCCGGGCACCAGCCGCAUCCCCAAUCUGCUCGAGAACGUCGCCGCGGCGAAGGUGAAGCUCGCGAAAGAGGACAUCGACGAGAUCCGCAGGCUCGCGGUGGCGGCUGACAACACGCUUGGCGAGAGGUACAUGGCGCAGGCUUCAGCGCUGUGCUUCGCGGACACGCCUCCGCUGCCGUCCGCGUAAACACGGAGGAUAUGGAACAUACGAGAGGUGUACACUUUGGAGGUUCAUCUGUAAUACAAGUCAUUUCC
This is a messenger RNA of Trametes versicolor FP-101664 SS1, 1538 nucleotides long. Its product is annotated as Aldo/keto reductase. The coding region runs from base 457 to 1470 and encodes 337 amino acids. NCBI's taxonomy places the organism in Eukaryota, Fungi, Basidiomycota, Agaricomycetes, Polyporales, Polyporaceae. The transcript has 8 exons. Gene Ontology annotation, cellular component: cytoplasm. The record is from RefSeq and is a predicted model, not a curated record.